Molecule: messenger RNA, 5745 nt
Organism: Myripristis murdjan (pinecone soldierfish)
Lineage: Eukaryota; Metazoa; Chordata; Actinopteri; Holocentriformes; Holocentridae
Gene: sin3aa
Product: SIN3 transcription regulator family member Aa
Exons: 21
Coding region: 239-4060 (1273 amino acids)
Biological process (GO): negative regulation of transcription by RNA polymerase II
Cellular component (GO): chromatin; Sin3-type complex
Molecular function (GO): transcription corepressor activity
Source: RefSeq, a predicted model, not a curated record
CCGAACGGAGAUUGUUUUCCUCUCGGGGAGAUUUUCACUUUGCAGCCCAGAGCUUGAAUUGUUUAUUUAAAAUCAAAAGCCAUAGUUGAGUUGCUUCGGGCAUAAGUGUCGCUCUGAUACCUUUCCGAGCCAACAGUUUGUUAGUCAACUUCAUAUAACGGAAUAUCAAAGAAUCAUCUGUGAACUUCUGCUUGCUAUUUAGGAGAGGGGUCUCAGCUGUCACGAGUAUGAGUUCAUAAUGAAGCGGCGACUGGAGGAACAGGAAACGGUUUUUGCGUCCCAGCAGCGGCGCCUCCCUGGCAGCACGGAGGCUUUCCAGCAUCGUGUUCUGGCCCCUGCUCCGGCCCCGACUGUGUAUGAGGCCGCGUCUGACAACAUGCAGCCUACAGCAGGCGUCCAGUACUCCGUCCCCCAGGGAUACCAGGUGCCUACAGUGGCGCAGAACAGCGGAGGACAUGGGCACACUUCUAGCCCUGCCGUCCACGGGGCGUCCCACCACCAUAGCCCAGCAGUCCAAUCCCAUGCAUCCUCUGUAAUGUCAGGACAUGGCCACACGACCACUCCCCAAGCCUCAGCGCAGGGCCAGCAGCAGUUCCAGAGGCUCAAGGUGGAAGAUGCUUUGUCUUACUUGGACCAAGUGAAACUGCAGUUUGGCAACCAGCCUCAAGUCUACAAUGACUUCCUGGACAUUAUGAAAGAAUUUAAGUCUCAGAGUAUCGACACCCCUGGGGUCAUCAGCAGGGUGUCCCAGCUCUUCAAAGGUCACCCAGACCUCAUUAUGGGCUUCAACACCUUCCUGCCUCCAGGCUACAAGAUCGAGGUUCAGACCAACGAUCUGGUCAAUGUGACCACACCUGGUCAGAUCCACCACAUCACCCCACAUGGCAUUUCAGUCCAGAACAUCCCCAUGACAGGAGCAGCUACUCAACACCAAGCCCAGCUGCCAUCUACUGCAGCUACCAGCGCCCCGCCCCUCCUGACACAGCCCACCCCUGCUAAGAUGAGCAAGCCACUGCAGUCUCCAGCCUUGACGCCAAGCAGCCAGAGCAAUCCGUCCAUCCCAGCAUACAGCUCUCCACGCUCACCGCCCCUGCAGCUGCACCCUCCACUCAGCGGUACCCCUACUGGCCCACCGAUGCAGAACAACCAGCCUGUGGAGUUCAACCAUGCCAUAAACUACGUCAACAAGAUCAAGAACCGCUUCCAGGGUCAGCCCGACAUUUACAAAGCCUUCCUGGAGAUCCUCCACACGUACCAGAAGGAGCAGCGUAAUGCCAAGGAGGCAGGAGGAAACUACACCCCAGCGCUGACGGAGCAAGAAGUGUACGCUCAGGUGGCCAGGCUCUUCAAGAACCAAGAGGACCUGCUGUCAGAGUUCGGGCAGUUCCUCCCUGACGCCAACAGUUCGGUGCUAUUAAGUAAGACCACAGCAGAGAAGGCUGAGUCAGUACGAAACGACCAUGGUGGUACAGCCAAAAAGCUGCAGCUUAACAACAAACAGAGGCCUAAUCAGAACGGGUGCCAGAUCCGCCGGCACCCAACCGCUGGCGCCACACCCCCCGUCAAGAAGCCCAAGUUACUGAAUUUGAAAGAUCCCUCAGUGGCCGAGGCUAGCAAGCAUGGAGUUGGGACAGAAUCUCUGUUCUUUGAGAAGGUGCGCAAGGCCUUGCGAAGUGCAGAGGCCUAUGACAACUUCCUGCGGUGUCUGGUCAUCUUUAACCAGGAGGUAAUCUCCAGGGCUGAGCUGGUGCAGCUGGUGCUGCCCUUUUUGGGAAAAUUCCCAGAGCUGUUCAACUGGUUUAAAAACUUCCUGGGGUAUCGAGAGAUAUCAUCUCACAUCGAGACUUACCCUAAAGAACGGGCUACUGAAGGCAUUGCCAUGGAGAUUGAUUAUGCCUCCUGUAAGAGGCUGGGCUCCAGCUACAGGGCACUGCCCAAGAGCUACCAGCAGCCCAAAUGUACUGGGAGAACGCCACUCUGCAAAGAGGUCCUGAAUGAUACCUGGGUCUCCUUCCCCUCCUGGUCUGAGGACUCCACUUUUGUCAGCUCAAAGAAGACCCAGUAUGAGGAGCACAUCUACAGAUGUGAGGAUGAACGCUUUGAGCUGGAUGUGGUUCUGGAGACCAACCUGGCCACCAUCAGAGUCCUUGAGACAGUGCAGCGGAAGUUGUCGCGCAUGUCUGCCGAGGAGCAGGCCAAGUUUCGCCUGGACAACACCUUGGGCGGUUCCUCAGAGGUCGUGCAUCGCAAAGCUAUCCAGAGGAUAUAUGGUGACAAGGCACCCGACAUCAUCGAUGGCCUCAAGAAAAACCCUGCCGUUUCUGUUCCCAUAGUGUUGAAGAGGUUAAAGAUCAAAGAGGAAGAAUGGCGGGAAGCCCAGAGAGGCUUCAACAAGAUCUGGAGGGAGCAGAACGAGAAGUAUUACCUCAAAUCUCUUGACCAUCAAGGCAUCAACUUCAAACAGAACGACACCAAAGUGCUUCGAUCCAAGACGUUGCUGAAUGAAAUCGAGAGCAUCUACGAUGAACGCCAGGAGCAGGCAUCUGAGGAAAAUGCCACCCCACCCACAGGCCCUCACCUGACACUGACGUACGAGGACAGCCAGAUCCUGGAGGAUGCAGCGGCGCUCAUCAUCCACCACGUCAAGCGGCAGACCAGCAUCCAGAAGGAGGACAAAUACAAGAUCAAACAGAUAAUCUACCACUUCAUCCCAGACAUGCUUUUCGCCCAGCGUGGCGAGCUUUCCGACGUAGAGGAGGAGGAAGAGGAAGAGGAAAUGGAUCUAGAAGAAGGGGCCUCCAAAAAGCACAACGGCGUUCCAGGUAGCGGAAGCCCAUCCAAGUCCAAGCUGCUGUUCAGCAGCACGGCAGCACAGAAGCUGCGCAACUGCGAGGACGCCUACAACCUCUUCUACGUCAACAACAACUGGUACAUCUUCCUGCGCUUGCACCAGACAUUGUGCUCACGUCUGCUGAGGCUGUAUGGGCAAGCGGAGCGUCAGAUUGAGGAGGAGGUCAGGGAACGUGACUGGGAAAGGGAAGUCUUGGGACUCAAGAGAGAUAAAAAUGACAACCCAGCUAUCCAACUGAGACUGAAAGAGCCCAUGGAUAUCGAGGUUGAAGAUUACUACUCUGCCUUCUUGGAGAUGGUUCGGAAUCUGCUGGAUGGGAAUAUGGAGGCCUCGCAGUACGAGGAUUCCCUUAGGGAAAUGUUCACAAUUCAUGCUUACAUUGCCUUCACAAUGGACAAACUCAUCCAGAGCAUUGUCCGGCAGCUCCAGCAUAUGGUGAGUGACGAGAUCUGUGUCCAGUUAACGGACCUUUACCUAGCCGAGAGUGCCAAUGGUGCCACCGGAGGAAGCAUCUCCACCCAGCCUUCCAGGAGCUCAGCAGAGGCCAUCUACCACCGCAAAGCCGAGCAGCUCAUGUCUGAGGAGAACUGCUUCAAGCUGAUGUUUCUGAGGAACAGAGGCCAGGUCCAGCUGACAGUGGAGCUGCUCGACACAGAGGAAGAGAACUCAGACGAGCCCAUGGAGGCAGAGCGUUGGUCCGAUUAUGUCGGACGCUACUUAAACUCAGACUCCACGUCUCCUGAACUGCGGGAGCACCUCGCUCAGAAGCCAGUGUUUCUCCCCAGGAACCUGAGGCGGAUCAGGAAGUAUCAGAAAGGCCGGGAGCAGCUGGACAAGGAGGCGUGCGAGGGCGGCAAGAAAUCCCUGGAGAAGGAGAAAAUGGAAUGUAUGUUCAAGCUCAAUUCUUACAAAAUGGUCUACGUCUUCAAGUCAGAGGACUACAUGUACCGACGCACUGCCCUGCUGCGAGCUCACCAGUCUCAUGAGAGGGUGAGCACGCGGCUGCACAAACGUUUCCAGGCCUGGGUGGAAGCCUGGGUCAAGGAGCACGUCACCCGUGACAUGAGCAGCGAGACCACUAAGUGGCUGAUGGGCGAAGGGCGCGACGGCCUUUUACCGUGCACCACUACUCGCCAGCCGGAGGUCCUUCACUUCAUGAACAUCAACAAGUACCGCGUCAAAUACAGUCCAUCCGGCAAGGCACCUUAGCCCACCAUGCGGGGGGGAGGAGGGGGGAGGGGUUGUAGGUCUGAGGUCAAAUACGUCAGGAUUUGGGGUGGGGGGAGGGUUGGGGUUAAAGGUAGGGAUGAGGGCUUCUCAGUAUGUUUUUAAGGUGGACAUGGGAGCACAACUAAGCUAGCUGCCAUGUUUGUUGUACCCAGGGCGGCGGGAUUACUGAUUUUACCAGCGUUUUUAGCUGGGCCCAUUUUUUGCCGGGCCUUUGGUGCCAAAACUUAGGAAUCGUCAUGUCCCAGUCACAGACCUGAGCUCUAACCAGCACUGACUCCGAGCCACAUGUCAAACGAACUUCCCUUAGCCUUUGAGAAAGGGCUUCAGACAUGUCAACAAAAUGCCAUAGCCUGUGAGAGAUAAAGUGGUGUUUUUUGUAUUCAAAUCACAGCCGAGGUUUGGUGUAGUUUAUCAACCAACAGCUUUUAUCUGAAGCCAUCAGACCAAGCGUGCUGUUUAAAUCAAACACACAGGAUUUUUUUUCCCUGAUGGUGUUAUACUCCAAUGGAAAUCAGUUUGUUGGACAAGUGCACUUAUUUAGGAAGAGGAAAAUGUCAUUUCAGUCGUUUUUUUUCCCCCAGAUUGAAGGUUUGGGGAAGCUCAAUAAAGGCUGGCAUCAAACUGAUCUGGUUCAGACAUUCCUGCGUUUAAGGCCACAUCACAAUUAUGUACCUAUCUCUAGAUGGAAAGAGGGUUGCAUUUCCUUUUCCAAAACAAAUGGCAGCAUUAUUAGAAACUGUGCCUGAGCCCCAAACAGUAUUGUCAGGUUAAGAGUGAAAAGCACUGUUGCAUAUUAUGUAAAAAGACAAAAAAAACAAAAAACAAAAAAAAAAAGAUUGGCCUCACAACACUGUUUGGUCUCAGACUGUAAAAUUGUAUAGCUUGUGAAUGUCAGAUACUGACAUGUAUUCCAGUGUAUGUGUUGUGUAUAUAUAUUAUAUAUAGUUCUAUUAACACAAAGGAUCCUAGCCGCCCUGGUAUUCAACCUUUAAGAAAAAAAAAAGUUGCUGGCAGUGCCCUACGCCAAUACACCAGCCUAUACACACUCACACACUCAAACACACACACAUACACACACACAUACACACAGAUCUCAUUCUGCGUGGACUGUCUACAUGCCGUUCAUAUUGUAAAUACAUUGUAUAUAGUCUCAGACUUUUUAUGACAGAUCUGUGUUGUUGUGCUAGUAAUACUUUCCAAGCUUACUGUGGACUUUAGUGAUAAAUGGCUAAAGUUAGUAUGUAUAUGAAAAAGACAAAAUGCAAGACCAUUUAUUACAGUUUUUACCAAAGGGAGUUGAUUCUAAAGAAUAGCUGUUUUUUCCCCCCUUUGUGUGUUCCUUUUUGUCUUUCUUUUUAAUUUCUGUAGUAAAAACAUGUUGAAAAGUAGAAAUGUAUCCAGGUCUUUCAGUUUUUAUAUAUGAAAAAUAACUGUUGAUAUAUAUUUUUUUUUCUUUUUGAAUGUGACAUAUUUGGUGGGUACAUCAGUUGAUAAAUUCACUGCCCCGUUGACAUACUCCAACCAACACCGUCCAUAGGAUGGUGGGACUGGGACACCGACUCAGUUCAGAGUUCAGUCUUCAGAUGAACGGACUCCGCGACAGUCUCACCUUGUGAUGCACGCUCCUCUCUCUCUCCCUGGAUAGAUUUCUGCUGAAAAAAAAA